Molecule: messenger RNA, 1237 nt
Organism: Ipomoea nil (Japanese morning glory)
Lineage: Eukaryota; Viridiplantae; Streptophyta; Magnoliopsida; Solanales; Convolvulaceae
Product: brassinosteroid LRR receptor kinase-like
Exons: 2
Coding region: 10-1107 (365 amino acids)
Molecular function (GO): protein binding
Source: RefSeq, a predicted model, not a curated record
UUGAACAAUAUGGCUUCACUGCAUUUGAGAAACAAUAGGUUUGAUGGGGAAUUUCCUGUGUCUCUACAAAAUUGCAUUUCAUUGGUGGUUUUGGAUCUUGGAAAUAAUUAUUUUACUGGGGGUAUUCCUGCAUCAAUAGGAGAAAGCUUAAAAGAGUUGAAGAUCCUUUGCCUGGAUUCAAAUGAACUAAAAGGAUCAAUCCCAAUUAAGAUUUGCCAACUCCAAUCCAUUCAAAUAAUGGAUUUGUCUUUGAACCAUUUAUCUGGUUCCAUUCCAUCUUGCUUCAAUUCAUUAAUGACUAAAUCUGAAGAAUGGAUGCCAUACACGGAGACUGUUGGAUCUUCUCAACAAACCUAUGGGAUUCUAGACUCUUUCGAAGAAUAUUUCUUUGAUUAUGAAUGGCUUAUGUGGAAGGGUAUAGAGUUGGAGUAUGGUAAGAACCUCAAAUUCAUGAAGCUCAUUGAUCUCUCAAGCAAUAAAUUGGUUGGAGAAAUUCCAGUUGAGAUAACUGAUUUGCAUAUGCUUAAUUCCCUAAACCUGUCAAGAAACAAGCUGACCGGAUUCAUCCCAGACAAGAUUGGUGAGAUGAGGUCGCUAGAGAGUCUCGACCUGUCAAACAAUCAACUUUCUGGAGCAAUACCACCGACCCUUGCUAGUAUAUCAUUUCUUGCUCACUUGGACUUGUCGAACAACAAUUUGUCUGGUUGUAUUCCACUUGGCACUCAGUUGCAAGGAUUCACUGAGGCUUAUCAGGGAAAUUCAAAGCUACGAGGGCCUCCACUUCCAACAAAGUGUCAUAGAGAUGAACCUGGAAAUGCUCCACAAGGGGGAAUUGAUGAAAUUCAAGAUGAUGAAGGAUGGAUUAUUUGGGACUUUGACUUCUUUGUGAGUUUGGCACUUGGAUUCAUUUUUGGUUUUUGGGGAGUAUGUGGAACCUUAAUACUCAAGCGUUCUUGGAGACAUGCAUACUUCCAAUUAUUAGAAGACAAAAAAGAGAAGCUUUGCACUGCCAUUGUAGUCUAUGGAGCGAAAUUGAAGAGAGGCAUGGGAGUAAAAGGAUCAACUCAUCUUCUUGAGCUGCAGGAAGUACGAACAAAGGCCAUUUGAGUACCUCCGAUCCGAUCCAUGUCAUUCUAAAUAAAGUUCAAUAAUCAUGUGUAUUUGUGUGUUUGUAUUCAUAUUUCAAGUCAUGUAAUUCUAUUUUAUUCUGUAUUGUGUGUAUUGAGCUUCUACUAUA